This is a messenger RNA of Aspergillus glaucus CBS 516.65, 2040 nucleotides long. Its product is annotated as PPN1 endopolyphosphatase family protein. NCBI's taxonomy places the organism in Eukaryota, Fungi, Ascomycota, Eurotiomycetes, Eurotiales, Aspergillaceae. The transcript has 3 exons. The record is from RefSeq and is a predicted model, not a curated record. Gene Ontology annotation, biological process: sphingomyelin catabolic process. Gene Ontology annotation, molecular function: sphingomyelin phosphodiesterase activity. The coding region runs from base 1 to 2040 and encodes 679 amino acids.
AUGGCUGCUUCCUGGUCACUUCCGACUCCAGUCUCUAAUGUACCGUUAUCCCUUCCGGGUGUAUCUUCUUUCGUCGCGUCGGCUGGAUUCCCGACCUCUGCUUUUUCGGCAUACUAUUAUUCACCUGCAAAGCCAACUCGGCAACCCCAACCAAUGAUCCAUGAUCCUGUUCUGAACAUCACAUUUCCUCACAACCUUACACAUCCAGAUACGAUACCAGACGACAAGUCGGAUCCAAUCUAUUUCCCAGAGCCACUCAAGAACUUGUCUUAUACUCAGAAGCUUGCGUUAGUUGACGAAAUAAAGGUCAAUGUCCCGAAAAUUCUUCAGUCAGACGCCACAGAGGACAACUGCGCCAAAUGCAAAAAUGCCUUGGCAGCAGCCAAGCCGGCCGCUCUAUAUGCGCCGAAUUGGGUACCAGAUGCUAUGGUUUCACUAUGUCAAGAAUACCAGUUCAAGUCGAAUGAUAGCUGUGAGAGUAAUUUUGCUGCGUCGAUCUUUGGAGCUACCUGGACGCAGGUGCUGGCGUAUGCAGAUGUCGAGGGGCUCGAUGGCGACUAUAUCUGUAACUUUUUCAGCCCCUCUUCCUGCGAGAAACCAAAGGCUAGUCCACUGGAUACGACGAAUCUCUUUCCCAAGCCUAAGCCAGCGAAUGCGAGUGUGCCCAAGCCCAGCGGCGAACGAGUCAAGGUGUUGCACCUGUCGGAUAUCCACUUGGAUCCACGGUAUGCGGUGGGCGCCGAAGCGAACUGUUCGUCCGGAAUGUGCUGUCGUGAGAAUGAAUACAACGCUCAAUUCGAGGAUCAAGUUCUCUUGCCCGCGUCCGCAUAUGGCGCAUACAAGUGCGACACACCAUACGACCUGGCGCUGGCGGCUUUGGAAUCAAUUGGCCCUUUGACCGGAACGACGAAUGGCAGCUCUCUCGCUUGGACAUUAUAUACGGGUGACCUGGUCUCCCACGAGCCCGAGAACCAGUUGUCCCAGAAAUACGUCGAGUACACAGAGACCAGCAUCUUCGACAUGUUGAAAAAGUACCUUGCGGGACCCGUCUUCCCAGUCUUGGGGAACCACGACACCGCUCCGUCCAAUAUUGACUCACCGCACAGUCUCCCGGGACGUCUUGGAGAGCAACAGAGUUGGAACUUCGAGCAUGUUGCAGGAUUAUGGCAACAUGAAGGAUGGAUCGACGCAAAGGCAGCAGAAGAAGCACGGACACAGUACGGCGGUUAUUCCAUCAAGACGCACUAUGGUCUUCGCAUCAUUGCAUUCAACUCUGACUUCUGGUACAAAAGUAACUACCUAAACUUCAUCAACACAACCAACCCCGACAAUUCUGGCGUUUUCGCCUGGAUGAUCACCGAACUCCAACACGCAGAAGACAACAACGAGCGCGUUUGGGUAGUAGGUCACGUCCCCAGCGGCUGGGAUGGCGGCAACGCCUUCCCCAACCCAAGCAACCUCUUCUACCAAAUCAUCGACCGCUACUCACCACACGUCAUUGCAAAUGUCUUCUUCGGCCACAACCACGAGGACGAAUUCAUGGUCUACUACGCCAACAACGGCACCAUUCAAAACAGCCAAACAGCACUAACAACCGGCUGGAUCGGACCAAGCAUCACACCCCUCACAAACCUAAACAGCGCCUUCCGCCUCUACGAAGUAGACACCGGCGACUUCAACGUUUACAAUGCCUACACCUUCUUCAGUAACGUCUCCGAAUACACCUCCCUGCACACAACAGGACCAACCUUCCGCCUCGAAUACUCAACCCGUGAGACCUACGGCCCCGCCGCGAACUGGGACGCAAAUGCACCCCUGAACGCGACGUUUUGGCAUCGCGUGACAGAAGGCAUGGAGAAGGACUUGAGUCUCGUAAGCUGGUUUAAUGAGCUGCAGGGGAAGAGGAGUGUUAAGAGUCCGGCGUGUGACAGUGAAGAGUGUCAGUUGGCGAAGAUUUGUUAUAUGCGGAGUGGGAGUAAUGCGUUGGGGAGGGUGUGUGCUCAGGGGUAUGGGUCUGUUCAGAGUGAGUUUAAGGUAUAG